Seriola aureovittata is the source of this 8650-nucleotide messenger RNA. RefSeq names its product neurotrophic tyrosine kinase, receptor, type 3b (gene ntrk3b). The record is from RefSeq and is a predicted model, not a curated record. Bases 3001 to 5460 code for a protein of 819 amino acids. Gene Ontology annotation, biological process: positive regulation of kinase activity; regulation of phosphatidylinositol 3-kinase/protein kinase B signal transduction; cell surface receptor protein tyrosine kinase signaling pathway. The transcript is spliced from 17 exons. Gene Ontology annotation, molecular function: ATP binding; transmembrane receptor protein tyrosine kinase activity; neurotrophin binding. Gene Ontology annotation, cellular component: axon; signaling receptor complex; plasma membrane. Lineage: Eukaryota; Metazoa; Chordata; Actinopteri; Carangiformes; Carangidae.
GACUGAAAUAUUAGUGUAGGGAGGUGGAGCAAGAAUCUGUAACCACAACUGUAAAAGGGAACAGUUAAUGUAGAGUGAAAACGCAACGAGAUGAACUAAUAAACAAAAGAUCCACAAGGCCCAACAUCUGCCAUCAUGAUAUUAUCAUAUGUGUAUUAUUAACACAAUAUCAAUAUUUCAUUUUUUUUAAAGAUCACAGUAAUCGUCAGUACCAGUGUAUCAUGACACCCUUACACACAUUGGGACAAAAACAUUGAUUUGGCAAAUCAGUCAGGUAUGAGAAGAGCUUGAAAAAACAGCUGUUAUACAAGGAACAAAAAAAAGAACCUUUAGUGGAAACAUGCAGCAUGUUGAAGUGGUAUAUCCUGAAAACUCAGGUAUCCACUCCACUGAGUUGCUCUUCAGGUGAUUCAUAUUUGGCUUUCAGAUUUCAUUAGCUUUAUUUCUAUUUAGAAGUUGAAUGAACAUGCUUGGGGAAAUAGUAUAAUGCCCUAGUUUCAGUUAAGAAAAUUUGUCAUUAAAAUUAUAGUUUCUCACAGUCAAUACGAAGAGGAAAUAAACAGUGGGAUAAUGUUUUCCAAUAUACUAACUUAGAGUUUUGUAAGAUUAAAACAGCAAGUGCAGAAUUAGUCUGAUUAUUGUGCAUAGAGGCAAACACCAUCAGUAAAUGACCAGUAAAUUGAUGUAAAUAUUGUACAUUAUUUUAAUGGAGGGGGUGUUGUUAAAAUUAAAAUAAGUUGUGUUAAACAAACUGCAUCAGCAUAAAGAAGCAUCAGCACAAUUUUCCACAGUGGUGCUUUGCUGGGGCUCUCAGAUAAACAAUGCAGAGCAGCAUCAAUUUAAUUUGAUGCCAUCUAGUCUCAAAACUACCUUGAUAAUUACAUUUGAACAUUAAAUUAUUUUCGUGCAGCCUCCCACUGAAAUGAAAGCUUCCUCACUGUCAGAACUUUAUAGAAUCAAAUCAAGACACAACCAAACAGAUGUUGUAUCGUCUCUAGACUUAAUCCAGUCUCUAAUCAGCCCAGGAUUACUUUUCAUUCCCAAAUUUGGGAAACAGACAUGUUAAUUUUGCCACUUGAGAUGUCAACAUGGCCAGACUGUUACAGCAUGUGAUUUUUGACUUCACAUCUUAACCAGCGAGUGUAGAGGAUGGUUCUGACGUAGAAGUUUAUAGUCCCAGAUUAUGUAAAAUAAGAAUCGAUGAAAUCAGUGAGUAAAAUCACAGCAAUAAAAUUCAUAUUUAACACUCUACAUUAAAUUCCUAUAUAAUUUUUUAUAAUACUGUCAAAACUAAAGAUCAGUGGUUCCCAACCUGUGGGAACUGUGAAGGUAUUGCAAGUAGGAAAACAAAUUAAAUUUAAUUGUUUGUAUAUAUAAUUAAAAUAGAAAUAAUGUUCUUUCUUCUUUCUUUCUUCUUUCAUUUUUUUUCUUGUAUUAAAGCCUAUCACUGUGAUAAAUCAAUGAUAGUAACCACAUCCUGUAGGCUACUUGUUUAUAUCUCAGUCAGAUAUCCAUGAUCACAUCCGUGCCAAAAACUGGAGUAUCAAAAUGGAUAGCAGCAGGAAGAAUUAAAAGUCAAGAGUCAAGAGACAGAUGGUGAAAAAAUUGAGCUUCCUGCAUGUUUCUCCUGCUUUCAGUUCAGUCCUGAAUGUUCGGUCAUUAUCAUUCAAAUAAAAAGUGCUCUGAGAAGGCAUUUAUUCGGCCCUGUAUUGUUACAGGGUCAGAUGUGGGCUGCCAACGUUUUAGAGAUUUUCAAGUGGGCCAUGAGUUGGAAAUGGUCCACUGCUAUAGGACCUUUAUAUGUACUGCAGGGUCUUACACUUAUAGAGCCUAUGAAAUGCAGUGUUACCACCCUUUGAAGUUUUCAUAUUUUACUGAUUUACAAUAUUGAAUCAAAGUAGUUUUAUUGUGGCUUCUUUGACUCAGACUCUUUCAUGUAAAAGUGAAAACAGAUCUCAGAGUGAUCUGCGUUCAUUAGAUACAAAAACACGGUUGGGUUUUCGCCAGCACAUUAGAAAUGUUCUUGCAGUCACCUUUUUGUGGAGAGCUGUUUUGUCUUCAUGGUGGAGAUACUGACUCACUAAUAGUUGGACCUUCCAAAUUACAUGUAUCACUGCAGUCAGGUGAAAUCUCUGUUCUACAUAGGCUACUGGUGAUCUCCAUUGAACUAUUUAUGCGACUUCUAAAACCAACUGGCUGCACCAGCUUUGACCUAAGAGGCGUGAAAACUAAUGCAAACAUGUAUUUGUAACAAACUUACUGUAUGUUUUUAUUUCCCUCUGUAAGGACUCAGUGAUGCUGAAUCAACAUCCUUGUAGAUGAUUUCUGUUUAUUUCCAAUGAUAAAAUAUAUUUAUUUUUCAAAUAUAUGGUUAUCCUGGUUUUGAAUAGCAUAAUAAUACAUUUGAAUGAUCCUAUUAUUCUAUAUUGAUAUUUCAUGUUUUCCUUUUUAUUUUGACCUUAUAAUACAGUCGUUGUGCUGUAUAGUGCAGAAACCCUUGUAUGAUAAGUGUGGUUGUUGCCACUGUUGAUUGCAUGCAGUUUCUGCAGGUGUCAGUAUGACUGUAGCCGGUAGGAGGGACUUGAUGCUCCAACUUCUCAUUUUGUCUCUCUGCUCUCCAACCAGUCGUCCUGGUCCUGCUUGGAAAGAGACGACGACAUAGCAGCACGGUAUUCAGGGGAAACACCAUGUAUCUUCAGCUGAAAAGACGACCGGAGCCUCGCAUUAUUUCGCUUUCUUAUUUUUGAUUUACGUUUUUUUUUUUCUUUUUUGUUGCGCCUUUUUCUUUCUUCUUUCCUCCUUUUCACGCAAUCUCUGACGCGCAAGGACACCACAGCAUCCAUCCACGGCAGAAACGCUCACAUAGAGCAUCCUCUGUACAGACGCACCACCAUCCUCCUCCUUCCUUCCUUCCUCCUACUCUCCUCCUCUCCUCUCUCCUGUUCUGUUCUAACACAGAGGACAUCGGGACCUCUUCUCCCCCCCGAUUUACCCGGAGACAUGGAUCUAUGGUUUCAUUCGAUCCGGAUUUGCUGGUGGAGGGUUUUGUUUCUGAUGAGUAUUUUCCAGGACUAUUUGAGCUCCAUGCUGGACUGCCCGCCGACCUGCAGCUGCUCUCAAACAGAGAUCUAUUGCAAUAAGUCCGACAGCGGCAGGUUUUUCCCUUUACUCGCCACGCAAGAUACUGGGAACAAUGGGACCAGUGUUGACAUAGCAGACUUAUUCAAAAACAUCACCUCUAUACACAUAGAGAACUGGACAGGAUUGCAGACUCUGAGAGACGUUGAUAUGGGGCUCUACACUGGACUACAGAGACUGACUAUCAUGAAUUGCAACCUGCGGGUGAUCCAGGCUCGAGCGUUCGCUCAGAACCCACACCUACGCUACAUAAACUUGUCAAAGAAUCCUCUCACCACUCUGUCAUGGCAGCUCUUCCAGCACCUCCAACUCUCCGAGCUGCGUCUGGAUGGUGUGGUGUUCGACUGUGGUUGUGAUAUCCGCUGGAUCCAGCUAUGGCAGCAGAAAGGAGAAGCUGGGCUCCACACGCAGCAGCUCUACUGCAGGAACGGCGCCUCCAAAAUACGACUGCACAACAUGUACAUCCACAACUGUGACUUACCAGAGAUCAGUGUGAGCCACAGCAGUGUGUUGGUGAUGGAGGGUGACAAUGUGACAGUGUGCUGCAAUGGAUCUGGAUCGCCACUUCCUGAAGUGGACUGGACUGUCAGCGGCCUGCACUCCAUCAACACACACCUGUCCAAUGUGUACUGGCCCAAUAUCCACUCUAUCAACCUGACUCUCUUCAACAUCAGCCGAGAUGACAACAACUUCCAGCUGACGUGCAUCGCGGAGAACGUUGUGGGGAUGACCAACUCCUCCAUCCAGCUCAACGUACAGUUUCCUCCUGUCAUCCUGAGACUGGCUGAGCCUGAGCAGCGCCUGCACACCUGCAUCGAGUUCACGGUUCGGGGUUACCCCCACCCCAAGCUGCGUUGGUUGUACAAGCAGAAGGAGAUUCUCCAGAACGACUACAUCCGAACUGAGAUGGACUUCUACCAGGACUAUCUGGAGGGGUGUCUGACCUUCCAGAACCCCACACACAUCAACAACGGCAACUACACUCUGGAGGCCAGCAACCCCUUGGGAACAGUCACCAAGACGGUGUAUGCCCACUUCCUCAUGAAACCGGGCAUCAUUGAUGAAGAAAUAAUGGAACUAGUUACUUCGACGCCAUCAGAUGGUGAAUCAGGCCGACCAGAUGAAGAUACAUUCGGGGUUUCCAUCGCUGUUGGUUUGGCGGGCUUCGCUUGCGUCCUCCUCCUCGUCCUUUUUGUUCUCAUCAACAAAUAUGGCCGGCGCUCCAAAUUCGGUAUGAAAGGUCCAGUAGCUGUGAUCAGUGGUGAGGAAGACUCUGCCAGCCCCCUUCAUCACGUCAACCAUGGGAUUAUUACCCCCUGCACUCUAGAUGCGGGUCCUGAUGCGGUUGUCAUAGGGAUGACUCGUAUUCCCGUGGUGGAGAAUCCUCAAUACUUCAGACAUGGACACAACUGCAACAAGCCAACCACCCUUGUCCAGCAUAUAAAGCGGAGAGACAUCAUCCUGAAGAGAGAGUUGGGUGAGGGAGCGUUCGGGAAAGUCUUCCUGGCAGAGUGUUACAACCUGAGCCCCACCAAGGACAAGAUGCUGGUGGCUGUCAAGACGCUGAAAGAUCCCAACCUGUCAGCGAGGAAGGACUUCCAGAGGGAGGCAGAGCUGCUGACCAACCUGCAGCACGACCACAUUGUUAAAUUCUACGGCGUGUGUGUAGACGGAGACCCACUCAUCAUGGUGUUCGAAUACAUGAAGCAUGGAGACCUCAACAAAUUCCUCAGAGCCCACGGCCCAGACGCCAUGAUCCUGGUAGACGGCCAGCCGCUGCAGUCCAACGGAGAGCUGGGUCUUUCCCAGAUGCUGCACAUCGCCACCCAGAUUGCCUCGGGCAUGGUCUACCUGGCCUCCCAGCACUUUGUCCACAGAGAUCUGGCAACCCGCAAUUGCCUGGUGGGCAAUGGCCUGCUGGUCAAGAUUGGAGACUUCGGCAUGUCCAGGGACAUCUACAGCAGCGACUACUACAGGGUUGGAGGACAUACCAUGCUACCUAUUCGCUGGAUGCCCCCCGAGAGCAUCAUGUACAGGAAAUUCUCCACGGAAAGCGACGUCUGGAGCUUUGGAGUCAUCCUGUGGGAGAUCUUUACCUAUGGGAAGCAGCCUUGGUUUCAGCUGGGUAACAAUGAGGUUAUUGAGUGCAUAACCCAGGGUCGGGUUCUGGAGAGGCCACGGAUUUGUCCUAAGGAGGUGUAUGACAUCAUGCUGGGCUGCUGGCAGAGGGAACCGCAGCAGCGACUGAACAUUAAGGACAUUCAGAAGGUUCUGUUUGCCAUGGGAAAAGCCACGCCGGUCUACCUGGACAUCCUGGGCUAGCAGCAGCCCCGGAUGGCCCAUUCCUCGCCAGACGGACAGAUCGACAGAGACAUACAGACAGACCGACCCACAUGAAUCCAGGAAUAACCAAACCAACCUGCUCCACUGUCGAAAAACAUCUACAAAUGUUUGGGAAGGACUUAAGUGCCUGCAACACUUUUGGAUAUAGUGGAUAAAACGUAUUCAAAAAACACGCACUUUUACAUUUUGUUUACUUGCGUAUAAGAUGUACAGGUUUGAAGACUUUUUUUUCCCUCGAAAAAAACUGCAAAAAUACACAAAAAUGGAGACGAAAACAGAAGUAUGUGGACUGGCAAUUGGAAAAUGGCCAUAGUUUGAUUAUAUUAUAGAGAGAACACGUCAGAGUUAAAAUCUAUCCUGGGUUUGGUUUUAUGAAUAUAUAUAGAAAUAUUACAUAUAUUUUAUAUUUAUUUCUUUUUGUCAAGGUGUUGGAGGCUCUGCCAUGUGUGUUGCUAAGGGCUCGGCCCUGUCCGAAGACAUCACCGACAAACUAUUGGCAGGGACUUAACGAAGGAAGCCUUACUUGCACUCUGAUUGGCCGGCACUCAGCUUUUAUGGGAAUUCUGCUUCUGUGGAAGAACACUGGAUGGUUGAAAAAAAAACAACAAAAAAAAAACAAAACAAAGGAGCGCUCUGGAGAGAACCUACCCAAUCAGACAACUGACAAAUCUAUUUUAAUUUAAAAAAUAAUGUACAUAUUGUAAAAUUCUAUGUGUCAAAAUUAUGUUAACUUAUUUUUUCGGAUGUUAUUUUGGUUCCUUUUCUGACUGUGAUCUGGGUGGCUAAAGUUUAAAGCUAUGGUAUUUGUUUUCAUCCUAAUCCAGAGGGGAUUUCUCUUGGGAAUUACCUGUGUCAGUGCUGGUAAGUUGUCUUAUGUGUUGAAGGUGAACGGCAGCGAAUGCAGUUUGAAAAGCCCACUGACACUGCAUCACAGACUUUGGAGAACGGGGGGACUCGGAGCCAUGGGUCAACACAACACGUUUCCAAAGAGGUGAUGAAGCCUCACAUUCACUUCCCAGUUCAUUUGCUUUUGAUGGUGAGAACAAUGUGUUGAUGAGUAAUAUCUUACGCCACAGCCCUCAGACACAUACACAUGCUUUGAGAAACUGUUCUGUCAUCUUCAGGCUUUUUGGUGUAAAACUGCUUUUCCACUCUAAAGAAAACAUUUUUGUAACUGAGAGUAUAAAUCAUUUGUUUCGCACACGAGUGUGGCUAACAUAGACAGGCUAAGGAAAUCUGUAACAUAAGGAAAUGGUUUGAUGUUCUGGGAAAAUGCACUUAUUUAUUUUCUUGCUAAGAGUUUGAUGCCACUCUCAUCAUCUGUCAGCUCAGAAUGAAGCUAAAGCCAAGAGACAAUUAGCUUAGCUGAGCAUAAAGACCUGGAACAGGAAAUCAGCUAGCUCUGCCUAAAGCAAACAAAAUCCACCCACCAAACACCUCGAAAGCUCCUGUGAAAUCAAUAUGUUUUAAUAGGUUUUUAGUAAUAUGCUUUAGUGAGCUGAAGUGAAAUCAAGGCUUCUGGGCUAAGAAAACAUCUUUCAAAUUCACAUUGACAUUUAAGAUAUGGUAAAUAUUGAAAAAGAAAAGAAAGAUCUAAUUUCAUUGUUUGUUGAAUAUUUUUUAUCUGCCAUUAACAAACAGCGUUCCCAAAAAGUCCAAUAAGACAAUAAGAGGUUCAACAAAAGAGUCCAUGGAUUGGAAAAUUAUUAUGUUUAUGUUUUAAAUUAGUUAUGUUACAGGUCACGCCUCUGAUUCCUGAACGCUGGCAGGAUAUGUAAAACACACAAAGGUUUUCUAAAUGCCAAUAUAGCAGGAUCUCUGUAUGAAAGCGGCUUUAGUUUCCUCUUGUUUCCAGUUUAUGUCCUCAGCUAAGCUAAGCAGCUGCUUGAGCUUCAUAUUUACCCUGUAGGCACGAGAGUGGUGUCGUUCUUCUCAUCUAACUCUUGACAAGAGAGCAAAUAAUUGUAUUUUCCACCAUGCUGAACGAUUGCUUUAAAGUAUUCUAGGAGGAUACCAUCAGCAUCCUGCCACUUCACAAGCCAUGAAAAGAAACGCGAUGGCUUCCUCCCUCACAGUUCCAUUUGGAAAAACAAAAUGAAAACAUUUCCUCUUUACUAUUCUGAUUUGUUUUCCAUCAACUGUACUUGACUCACAGUCACUCUUUUCUUCCUCGCACUCGUGGCCUUUGCAUGUUUAGCGCUGCCGAGGUUCUACACCAGAGAGGAGCCACUGAAACUUGUGUUCGUUCAUGGACGGUACAUCAAAAAUAAGAAUCAAGGACAUGGAUCAGCUAACUCUGUGGUAUGCGUUCCAUAUGUUUGAUAAUUACAGUAUUAAUGAACAUGAAAAACAUGAAGAGUUUUGUUCCAAAAUGUGACCAAAAAGCAUGACCCCCUGACCCCCACCCCAAAAACAGCUUAACAGCAAAAAAAAAAAAAAAAAGAAACUCAAACCAAAUGAUAUUACAAGAAUCAUUCAUGAUGAAAUGCUCAGUUGACAGAAUUAGUUUAUUUUUACGUGGGGGGGGGGGGUCCUGUAGAUUUCUGCGACAUGAAUGAAAAACCUCAGGCAACGAUUUUAUUUUAUGUUGUAUCUGGAUACGUAACGUUUUGGAGUGGAACUCUUCACAUCUUUUCCUUAUUAUCUUGACAUGAAUUCUCACAGUAUCACAGUGUUGUCUCUGUUCCCCUCGGGACUAUGUAAAUCAUUAAUGAGCAUUCGGUUAUUUCAAGUGUUUUAUAUGAAAGGCAGGAUCAAAUCCAAUGAGUUACCCAAAGCAUUCAGUUUUUGUGUAUUCUCUUGUGGUAAAGAUAAACGCUUAAAGACAUUAUGACACAGACUGUGAGCAUUUGCAGGGUAUUGUAAUCCUUUCAUGGUGAGUUGAAUAUUGUUUUAAAAAGUUUUUCUUUUUUGUUCUUUUUUCUUUUCUUGGAUGAACUAACUGAUCACUUUUUGAAGCAAAGUUGCAAAGUAUUGAAGCAAAGUAUUACCAUGUACACAUGUUACAGAAUAUAAAAAUGUGGUAUAACAACUGCAGUAUAUAAAAUACUGGUAUUCCAUGAUAGAUCUUUGUAUUAAUGUGACUCUCUUAAGAAAAUGUCUUCAAACAAUCAGACGAUCUCCUUUUCCAUUUUGUCCUGUCUUAUAAAGAUGUGUGAAUUUGACUAAA